Messenger RNA from Rangifer tarandus platyrhynchus (Svalbard reindeer), 3249 nucleotides. The record is from the annotation of a GenBank genome assembly. Lineage: Eukaryota; Metazoa; Chordata; Mammalia; Artiodactyla; Cervidae.
AUGCCUCACAUCCCGUUUACACCUCGAGAGGCACGCGGAGUUCACUGCUUCAAAAGGCUCAAGACGUAUGCCAACUUCCCAGAAGCACCUCAGGAGGAGGCUUCUCUCAGCAAUAGGCUCAAGACGUAUGCCAACUUCCCAGAAGCACCUCAGGAGGAGGCUUCUCUCAGCAAUAGGCUCAAGACUUAUGCCAACUUCCCAGAAGCACGUCAGGAGGAGGCUUCGCUCAGCAAUAGGCUCAAGACGUAUGCCAACUUCCCAGAAGCACCUCAGGAGGAGGCUUCUCUCAGCAAUAGGCUCAAGACGUAUGCCAACUUCCCAGAAGCACCUCAGGAGGAGGCUUCUCUCAGCAAUAGGCUCAAGACGUAUGCCAACUUCCCAGAAGCACCUCAGGAGGAGGCUUCUCUCAGCAAUAGGCUCAAGACGUAUGCCAACUUCCCAGAAGCACCUCAGGAGGAGGCUUCUCUCAGCAAUAGGCUCAAGACGUAUGCCAACUUCCCAGAAGCACCUCCGGAGGAGGCUUCUCUCAGCAAUAGGCUCAAGACGUAUGCCAACUUCCCAGAAGCACCUCAGGAGGAGGCUUCUCUCAGCAAUAGGCUCAAGACGUAUGCCAACUUCCCAGAAGCACCUCAGGAGGAGGCUUCUCUCAGCAAUAGGCUCAAGACGUAUGCCAACUUCCCAGAAGCACCUCCGGAGGAUGCUUCUCUCAGCAAUAGGCUCAAGACGUAUGCCAACUUCCCAGAAGCACCUCAGGAGGAGGCUUCUCUCAGCAAUAGGCUCAAGACGUAUGCCAACUUCCCAGAAGCACCUCAGGAGGAGGCUUCUCUCAGCAAUAGGCUCAAGACGUAUGCCAACUUCCCAGAAGCACCUCAGGAGGAGGCUUCUCUCAGCAAUAGGCUCAAGACGUAUGCCAACUUCCCAGAAGCACCUCAGGAGGAGGCUUCUCUCAGCAAUAGGCUCAAGACGUAUGCCAACUUCCCAGAAGCACCUCAGGAGGAGGCUUCUCUCAGCAAUAGGCUCAAGACGUAUGCCAACUUCCCACAAGCACCUCAGGAGGAGGCUUCUCUCAGCAAUAGGCUCAAGACGUAUGCCAACUUCCCAGAAGCACCUCAGGAGGAGGCUUCUCUCAGCAAUAGGCUCAAGACGUAUGCCAACUUCCCAGAAGCACCUCAGGAGGAGGCUUCUCUCAGCAAUAGGCUCAAGACGUAUGCCAACUUCCCAGAAGCACCUCAGGAGGAGGCUUCUCUCAGCAAUAGGCUCAAGACGUAUGCCAACUUCCCAGAAGCACCUCCGGAGGAGGCUUCUCUCAGCAAUAGGCUCAAGACGUAUGCCAACUUCCCAGAAGCACCUCAGGAGAAGGCUUCUCUCAGCAAUAGGCUCAAGACGUAUGCCAACUUCCCAGAAGCACCUCAGGAGGAGGCUUCUCUCAGCAAUAGGCUCAAGACGUAUGCCAACUUCCCAGAAGCACCUCAGGAAGAGGCUUCUCUCAGCAAUAGGCUCAAGACGUAUGCCAACUUCCCAGAAGCACCUCAGGAGAAGGCUUCUCUCAGCAAUAGGCUCAAGACGUAUGCCAACUUCCCAGAAGCACCUCAGGAGGAGGCUUCUCUCAGCAAUAGGCUCAAGACGUAUGCCAACUUCCCAGAAGCACCUCAGGAGGAGGCUUCUCUCAGCAAUAGGCUCAAGACGUAUGCCAACUUCCCAGUAGCACCUCAGGAGGAGGCUUCUCUCAGCAAUAGGCUCAAGACGUAUGCCAACUUCCCAGAAGCACCUCAGGAGGAGGCUUCUCUCAGCAAUAGGCUCAAGACGUAUGCCAACUUCCCAGAAGCACCUCAGGAGAAGGCUUCUCUCAGCAAUAGGCUCAAGACGUAUGCCAACUUCCCAGAAGCACCUCAGGAGGAGGCUUCUCUCAGCAAUAGGCUCAAGACGUAUGCCAACUUCCCAGAAGCACCUCAGGAGGAGGCUUCUCUCAGCAAUAGGCUCAAGACGUAUGCCAACUUCCCAGAAGCACCUCAGGAGGAGGCUUCUCUCAGCAAUAGGCUCAAGACGUAUGCCAACUUCCCAGAAGCACCACAGGAGGAGGCUUCUCUCAGCAAUAGGCUCAAGACGUAUGCCAACUUCCCAGAAGCACCUCAGGAGGAGGCUUCUCUCAGCAAUAGGCUCAAGACGUAUGCCAACUUCCCAGAAGCACCACAGGAGGAGGCUUCUCUCAGCAAUAGGCUCAAGACGUAUGCCAACUUCCCAGAAGCACCUCAGGAGGAGGCUUCUCUCAGCAAUAGGCUCAAGACGUAUGCCAACUUCCCAGAAGCACCACAGGAGGAGGCUUCUCUCAGCAAUAGGCUCAAGACGUAUGCCAUCUUCCCAGAAGCACCUCAGGAGGAGGCUUCUCUCAGCAAUAGGCUCAAGACGUAUGCCAACUUCCCAGAAGCACCUCCGGAGGAGGCUUCUCUCAGCAAUAGGCUCAAGACGUAUGCCAACUUCCCAGAAGCACCUCAGGAGGAGGCUUCUCUCAGCAAUAGGCUCAAGACGUAUGCCAACUUCCCAGAAGCACCUCAGGAGGAGGCUUCUCUCAGCAAUAGGCUCAAGACGUAUGCCAACUUCCCAGAAGCACCUCAGGAGGAGGCUUCUCUCAGCAAUAGGCUCAAGACGUAUGCCAACUUCCCAGAAGCACCUCAGGAGGAGGCUUCUCUCAGCAAUAGGCUCAAGACGUAUGCCAACUUCCCAGAAGCACCUCAGGAGGAGGCUUCUCUCAGCAAUAGGCUCAAGACGUAUGCCAACUUCCCAGAAGCACCUCAGGAGGAGGCUUCUCUCAGCAAUAGGCUCAAGACGUAUGCCAACUUCCCAGAAGCACCUCAGGAGGAGGCUUCUCUCAGCAAUAGGCUCAAGACGUAUGCCAACUUCCCAGAAGCACCUCAGGAGGAGGCUUCUCUCAGCAAUAGGCUCAAGACGUAUGCCAACUUCCCAGAAGCACCUCAGGAGGAGGCUUCUCUCAGCAAUAGGCUCAAGACGUAUGCCAACUUCCCAGAAGCACCUCAGGAGGAGGCUUCUCUCAGCAAUAGGCUCAAGACGUAUGCCAACUUCCCAGAAGCACCUCAGGAGGAGGCUUCUCUCAGCAAUAGGAAUCCCAAAAUCCCUGUGGCUACUGGAAAGGGUCCUUGGGUGCCCUGCCUCACCUCGAGAAGCGUCCCUUUGGCCCUGCCAAGCCUCGAAGAGAUUCCUGAGGUGUCCCUCGUUACUAGACAGGAGUCCUGA